Molecule: messenger RNA, 861 nt
Organism: Penicillium salamii
Lineage: Eukaryota; Fungi; Ascomycota; Eurotiomycetes; Eurotiales; Aspergillaceae
Source: the annotation of a GenBank genome assembly
AUGGGUCUCACACCAGUACAUUUCUUUUCCCAUGGCUCAACGAUGAUGCUGGGGGAAGAAUCCGAGAGUGCCGACUACUGGAAGAAUUGUGGAGAUGAAGCGCUGGCGCGAAACAUCAGAGGUGUGGUCAUUAUGGGAGCUCAUUGGGAUUGCAUGGGCGACAAAAUCGAACUGGCAACGAAUCCAAACCCAGACAAAAGUCCUGUGGCCUACGUGCAUCCGGACAAGUACCAGAACUACAAGCUCAUCCCCGAUCUCGAUACUACAGAGCGUUGCAUCACGAUGUUGGCCCGGGAGGGCUUCAACGUCAGCGGCAAUCCGAACUUCGACUGGAUUCACGAUGUAUAUCUCAUCUUGAUCCGCAUGUUCCCGGGGGGUUGCCCGCCCACUACGUUGGUCUCGGCAAACGCUCGCUACGAUCCUCAUUUCCACAUGAGGAUUGGUGCCACGCUGCGUCCCCUCCGCCGAGAAAACUACCUGGUCAUCGGAACGGGCGGUGCUGUACACAAUUUGUAUCGGAACAGAUGGGCCCCAAUGAUGCGCUUCCGGGACAACUUCGCAAUGGAGACAGCCCCAGAAGAUUGGGCGAUGGAGUUCCGACAAGCGUUCGAGGAUGUGGUCACUAAGACCUCCGGAGUGAACCUGCGCCGGGCGAUGGCAAGGCUGAUGAAGCACCCACGGUUUCGGGACGCGCAUGCCACCGACGACCACUUUAUGGCUGCGCUGUUCGUAGCCGGCGCUGCCGGACAUGAGGAAGACCGCAAUACACCCGCAGUGCUCGGCGCCGAGAGUUGGGAGUUGACCAACAUGUGUAACUCGCAGUUCACUUUUGGGCGUUGGCCGAAGGAAAUAGCUGCAUAG